AUGGAGACCUCCACCUAUGAUACAUGCCUUCUUCAUUGCCGCAAUCCGGAGCAAGGAUUUAGUAUUAUCGGCAUACAAACUGAUGACACUCUUAUUGCUGCCAAUAAAGCCUUUGCUGGACACGAGGAAGAGCAAAUACAGCGUGUGAAUAUCCUUUGCAAGCCCCACGAACUGCUCACAAGUGAAAAGCCACUACAAUUCAAUGGUGCAAUUAUUACAGAGACUGCCCAGGGUAUUACUCUUACCCAGGAACGCACCUAUAAGAAUAUACGACUCGUACAAGAACAACAUGCGGAUAUAAUCAGCUCCCGUGGCAAGGUUCGCAAAAACGCAUCUCCGCAUGAGCAAGAGGAUAUAAAGGCACUCAAUAAGCGACUCCAAUGGCAGAUUGACAACUCCACCCGCGGGCUACAGUUCGUCAAGAUCGACCUACGGACUGCAAAACUGUACGUAUUCGUUGAUGCUUUGUUUGCCAACAACAAGGACUCCUCUUCACAAAUUGGCCACGUUAUUGUACUCGCCGACGCACAAAAUAACGCGAAUAUCGUACAUUGGUCUUCCACCAAGUGCAAGAGGAUCACCCGAAGCGUACUUGCUUCGGAGAUGUACGGUAUGGCCAAUGGAUUUAAUGCGGCCGCAGCAAUCAAAUUAACCCUCACACAAUUGCUGCAUCUCACGGAGCCGCUCCCGCUAGUCCUUUGCACCAAUUCAAAGAGUCUCUACGAAUGCCUUGUCAAGCUCGGUACGACCUGGGAAAAACAUCUCAUGAUUGACCUCAUAUGCCUCCGUCAAUCAUACAAACGACAGGAAAUCACGGAAGUGAGAUGGAUUAAUGGCAACAGCAAUCUGGCAGAUGCCAUGACCAAGAGUAAGCCCUGUCGCGCUUUACAAGAGCUUAUUGAUAUAAACAAGCUCUGUAUUGACGUUAAUGGCUGGGUUGAGAGGCCAUCACCGAACCGCAACCCCGAACCAAAGGCUGUACAGUUUGCUACACCAUUGGAAUCUCCAAAACAGUAG
Talaromyces stipitatus ATCC 10500 is the source of this 1017-nucleotide messenger RNA. RefSeq lists its product as uncharacterized. The coding region runs from base 1 to 1017 and encodes 338 amino acids. The record is from RefSeq and is a predicted model, not a curated record. Lineage: Eukaryota; Fungi; Ascomycota; Eurotiomycetes; Eurotiales; Trichocomaceae. The transcript has 2 exons.